CUACCAGGGUCACCACCAGGGUCACCACCAGGGUCACUACCAGGGUCACUACCAGGGUCACCACCAGGGUCACUAUCAGGGUCACUACCAGGGUCACUACCAGGGUCACUACCAGUGAUGACAGCAGUUUCUAUUUCAGAAACCUGUGGUAUUGAGAAUGUUGAUGGAUUUUUAAAGAUGACUUGUCGAAUGUUUGAGUCAGGAAAAUCGAAAAGGACCACAUACGAGUGCCAUAACUCCUUCGGGAGGUAUGAAGAUGUGCGAAUAGGUGGAGUACCUGGUAAAAGUGGAAAAACAAAAAUCACCUAUCGAUUUUAUCACAAAUGCGAAAACGACGACAUUUCGUACCAAGCUUGUGGGAUCCACCAGCAGAUCCAGGCAGAUACACUGCAAUCAUACCCGCACGCGGUGUGCCAGUUCCAGGUGGUCGUCUCCGACAGCGGUGUGUUUGCAGAGUUAGUCGAGAAUCCAACCAGUGAGACAGUUGUCAUGGAGACAGUUGUCAUGCCAUCUGGACGAAGUGUCAGUAGUGAUCACAUCUGUAAUGAUAUUUGUGAAACUUGGACCUGCGAGGAUGAGGCGAACUGUAACGGUUUCACUUACGGGCAGUAUUGCAAGAAGCAGGGUACUGGAGACGUGACUUACAUUGAAGCGGAGGAUAUCUGCACUACAGGACAUGAGAAAAGAUGCUGUGAGUAUCUCAGAUGGAUAUGGUAUCCAGAGUACUGGGACACUACGGACCGUCAUGUAUGCGAUGCUACAGCAAUGUGCACAUCUGACAUCAUAGAAGAAAGAGAUCUCUGUCAAUAUAAAUUCAAAACUAUUUUCACUGGAGACGGCGAGCCGAUGUUUAGUGAGUCUAAUUCAGUUUUCAACUUCACGAGAUGCACCCCAGUGGCUCUGUGUAGGAACGGUGUGGACCAGACGAACUGUACGGAUCAGUAUAGAGUGGGGAUGACAUGUGAGAUUCAAGGUUUUAAAUCUACCGUAUCUAAGUACAGGCUGUGUAAUAGCGAGGGCCCCCUGUGUGAUGACGCGAUAGAUUCGGUUUGCGAGCAGGUUUCUACAGCUUGUAAAGUGCACAAACACCAACUCUGCGACGGGAUUGCAGACUGUCCUGAUAAGAGCGAUGAGAGAAUCUCCCUGUGCAGCACAAUUAGCACACCAACAUGUGUGAGAAGAGGGGGUAACGGAACAGUUAGCCGAGCUCUCCCUCUAGCCUGGCUGGAGGAUGGUGUGGAGGACUGUGUCGGUGGGGAGGAUGAGAGGAAGGAUACCUGGCCCACUUGCGGAGAGGGUAUCACAACGAGGUACGUGGCUGACAAUGCAAGUUGUUCAAAUGUUUAUGUUUGCAGGACUGGUGGAUUUGUUGAGCUCAGUGAACUUUGUGAUGGAAUUGACAUCUGUGGAAACGAAAACAGGGUUUGCAAAGCAUCAAAACGAUCCAAAUCAGUAGUAAAAAAGGUGGCAUCUUAUAAUCAAGGACUUCUAAAACGCGUAUCAUACUGCCAACAGGGUCUCGAACAGUUCCAGACCUUAGCACAUCCUUGCAGUUCAGAGCAUUUUAUCUUCCCAGAUAUUAUCUAUGGGCUAACAAAACCUCAAAUAAUAAUACCAAACAUAAAAACAAGUUGUGAUAACAUGUUCGGAGAGCAGUACAUCUACUCAAGUUGCACCAACAAGUGCACUGACUCUCGCUGCCCCCUCACUAACCCUCCUCUCUACAACACGUGUCCUGAAUAUUACCCCCACAGAGUCGGGACCCUCGCCCACCAGCAAUACCUCACUUUCGCUCUCAAAUCACACGGGCCUGUCAAGGGAGUCUACGUUAACGAUAUUUUUGCAUGUGAAAACGGAGUCAAAUGUAUCCCGUACUCCCAGGUUUGUGAUCUUGUGGAUAAUUGUGGGGACGGUUCGGAUGAAGCAGGCUGUACAAACCACUUCAAGUGUAACUCUUCAGAGCAUUACAUACCCAAAACAAGCAAAUGUGAUGGCAAGAUAGACUGUCUGGAUUUAUCUGACGAGUGUAAUGAGGAAUGCUCAAAAGAAAUGCUUGAUGGUGCCGGUCUGAAAGUGCUCUCCUGGAUAAUCGGCAUCUCAUCGGUUCUCGCUAACCUUGUCACCAUCGUCUUCAGUAUGCUGUCCCUGAGAAAUAGCAGGACUACUGCUGCUCUUAUCAACAAAUCAUUAGUUAUCAUGAUUAGCACCGGCGAUAUCCUAGUCGGAUCUUAUCUCUUAACUGUUUCAGUGUUUGAUAGUAUGGUUCACGGGGGAAACUACUGCAAAGUCCAGUCCACCUGGUUGUCGAGCAGGGAGUGCUCUGUAUUUGGUGUCUUCAGCACUGUUGGAUCCCAACUUUCUCUGUUUGCAAUGACAGUGCUGAGUCUGGUGAGGGUUAAUGGUAUCUGGAACUCUAUGAGGAUACCUGGUGAGGUUACUGUAAAGAGUUCUGUUAAAGUUCUUGCUGUCAUUUUCAUCUUACUUGCUCUUUCGGCUACAGUUGCGCUCCCUCCCAUCUUCAAAGAGUUUGAGGAUUUUUUUAUAAAUGGUAUGCAAUAUGACGUUGAUCUGAAAAUGUUUGUUGGCUCGGUAAGCAAAGAAACUCAUUUGAAAGUGUUUGAAGAAUACUUUGGCCGACUGCAGGAUAAGCCCAUCAGUUGGUAUCUAACAGAUAUAAUGGUGGGUGAAAUCUUCUCUCAUGAUCGGGGAAUACCAGACUUUACUAAAACUCGGACAAAAGUGGGUUUCUAUGGUAACGACGGUGUGUGCCUCUUCAAAUAUUUCAUUCGGAAGACAGAUCCUCAACAGGGGUUUGUGUGGAGUGUUCUCGUGCUGAACUUCAUCUGCUUCCUAGUAAUAUCGGUCUGCUAUAUCAUUAUCGGAACUCUUUCUGCGAGAUCUACUAAAAGGGUAUCAGCUAAAGGUAACGAACAAGCCAGACAGAAGAUGAGAAGAAUGAACCACAAAAUCUCGAUUAUAAUCUCAACAGACUUUAUGUGCUGGUUGCCAUUCAUUGUGAUCUGCAUGUUACAUUAUCUGGAGCUAUUUGAUGCAACUCCUUGGUAUUCUAUUUUCUCCAUAGUGGUACUACCGAUUAAUUCAGUAAUUAAUCCCCUGCUCUACAGUGAUCUUAUCAUGAAGAACACUGGUGUACUACUAUCACGGACAAGUUCUAGAAUUUCAGGUUUUGCUUCCUCGGUAAAAUUGAAAAUAGUGGGAACUGAGGAAGCCCGUGGAGCACAGGGAAAUAUUCCAAUGCAGCCAAUCUAGAUUCUAUGUGGUUAUUUCCGACUAUAGAACCAAUUCAUUGCUAUAUAUUUAAUAAUAUAACUGAACUUCAUGUAUCUUGAAUAUCAAUAAUUCAAUAUUAUUUGGGUUAAAGGGAAUUUGCCUGAAAUUAAUUUGCAUUCCGAAUGUUCUAGAUC
Molecule: messenger RNA, 3425 nt
Organism: Bolinopsis microptera
Lineage: Eukaryota; Metazoa; Ctenophora; Tentaculata; Lobata; Bolinopsidae
Exons: 2
Coding region: 118-3270 (1050 amino acids)
Biological process (GO): hormone-mediated signaling pathway; adenylate cyclase-activating G protein-coupled receptor signaling pathway; activation of adenylate cyclase activity
Cellular component (GO): plasma membrane
Molecular function (GO): protein binding; G protein-coupled peptide receptor activity
Source: RefSeq, a predicted model, not a curated record